CGAAUCCCACCCCUUUCCUUGUUCUUCUAUCUCCUCUUUCCUUGGUGGCUCAGAACAAAGACCAGAUACAAACUAACUAACUGCUCCUCUCUACAAUGCGCAUGGUGUGCGCAUGGAGCUAACCUACGCCUCUUCCAGCAUUCCUAAUCUCACUGCGAUGCCGCACCGCUCCAUCAAGAUCAUUCCGUUGGAACAUCCUUCUACGUCGACUCCGUCCUCGUCGCCGUCGCAAUUGUCGGCGGCGGUGUCGAAAUGGACGGCCAGGAUGAAGCAGAAGACGCGCGAUGAGUGGAUUGAGAUGUUCGUGCCGUGUUAUAGGUGGAUGAGGAUUUAUAAUUGGAGUGAGUAUUUGCAGGCUGAUCUUAUGGCUGGUGUUACUGUUGGUGUUAUGCUUGUUCCUCAGUCAAUGUCUUAUGCAAAGCUAGCUGGGCUUCAUCCAAUCUAUGGACUCUAUUCUGGAUUUGUGCCUAUAUUCGUAUAUGCCAUAUUUGGGUCAUCUCGUCAGCUUGCAAUUGGUCCUGUAGCAUUGGUUUCACUGCUGGUGUCAAAUGUAUUAGGAAGUAUAGUUGAUCCUUCAGAUGACAUGUACACCGAACUUGCUAUAUUAUUGGCGCUCAUGGUGGGAAUUAUGGAGUGCAUAAUGGGGCUGCUUAGGCUUGGAUGGCUAAUCCGCUUCAUCAGCCACUCUGUGAUUUCUGGAUUUACAACUUCUUCAGCUAUCGUAAUUGCUCUAUCUCAAGCGAAAUAUUUUCUGGGAUAUGAUGUUGAUGGAAGUAGCAAAAUUAUUCCGGUGGUUACUAGUAUAAUUAAUGGAUUUGACAAGUUCCUAUGGCAACCUUUCAUAAUGGGAUCCUUUAUUCUUGCAAUUCUGCUGAUUAUGAAGCACCUGGGAAAGACAAGGAAAAACAUGCGGUUUUUGCGAGCUGCUGGUCCUCUUACGGCAGUUGUAGUGGGUACAACUUUUGCGAAAAUAUUUCACCCAUCUUCUAUUUCUUUGGUGGGAAACAUACCCCAGGGCCUCCCGGAAUUUUCUAUUCCUAAAGGUCUUGGCCAUGCCAAGUCUCUAAUCCCGACUGCAAUGCUCAUUACUGGGGUGGCUAUAUUGGAGUCUGUCGGAAUUGCUAAGGCCCUAGCGGCAAAGAACGGUUAUGAAUUGGAUUCUAAUCAAGAGUUGUUUGGUCUUGGUGUGGCAAAUAUCCUUGGUUCAAUGUUUUCAGCAUAUCCUACAACAGGCUCCUUUUCUAGAUCAGCUGUCAAUCAUGAAAGUGGAGCAAAAACUGGCUUAUCUGGAAUCUUGAUGGGGAUCAUAAUGUGUUGUGCUCUUCUCUUUAUGACUCCAAUAUUUGAGUACAUACCUCAGUGUGCUCUUGCUGCUAUUGUUAUAUCUGCUGUAGUUGGCCUGGUGGAUUAUGAUGAGGCUAUAUUCUUGUGGCGUGUUGAUAAAAAAGAUUUUCUACUGUGGACCAUUACUAGUUUGACGACCUUGUUUCUUGGGAUAGAGAUUGGAGUUCUUGUUGGGGUUGGUUUCUCUCUCGCUUUUGUAAUCCAUGAAUCAGCCAAUCCUCAUAUUGCUGUCUUGGGGCGCCUUCCAGGUACCACUGUGUAUAGAAACAUUCGGCAGUAUCCAGAAGCAUAUAGAUACAGUGGCAUUGUGGUUGUUCGAAUCGAUGCGCCUAUUUAUUUUGCCAAUAUAAGUUACAUAAAAGACAGGCUGCGGGAGUACGAACUUGAGAUUGACGAACCUACAAGACGUGGUCCAGAAUUGGAGAGAGUAUACUUUGUCAUAUUGGAGAUGGCACCUGUCACAUAUAUAGACUCCAGUGCCAUCCAAGCUUUAAAGGACUUAUAUAUAGAAUACAAGUCAAGAAACAUCCAGCUAGCCAUUUCCAACCCUAACCGGGAUGUUUUGUUGUCCCUAACAAGAUCCAGUGUCGUGGAUCUUAUCGGUAAAGAGUGGUACUUUGUGAGAGUGCAUGAUGCAGUUCAAACUUGCCUUCAACAUGUACAGAGUUUGAGUGCAUCAGGGAAGUCACCAGAGUUGGAAUCAGAUUAUAGGCCAAAUCUUUUCCAAAGAGUUCUAAAACCGAGGGCAGAGGACUUUACAACAAGCGAAUUGGAGUCGGGUUAUAAACAUGUUCCCAUCUCUAAAGAGACGAACCCGAAUUUGGAGCCAUUGCUACCGCCGCGGAAGUUUUGAAAGAAACAGACUUCACAGCUUGUAUACUCUGGCGUGCAUUAUGGAGCGACUCCCUUAUAUAUUCCACCAAGGAUUUUUGUUCAUUGCAUUCCUUGUGCAUAGCAAGUUAGGUGUUACUCAGUUGGGGAUAGUGUCAUGUAAGUUCCAACUACUGCCUGUACUUAUAAUUGGAAAUGCACAGUAUCUAGAUGUAUAUGCAGCGAGUUUCAAGUAGAUUAUUUUGUUGUACCAAGUGGUUCUAUUAUUCUGGAUAUUCUCUUUUUUGUUUUAAUAUUUCAAAGGCACGCUUGUGCAGUAAAAUGACUUCCCUCUUCUUCUUC
Daucus carota subsp. sativus is the source of this 2517-nucleotide messenger RNA. Its product is annotated as sulfate transporter 4.1, chloroplastic. The coding region runs from base 113 to 2197 and encodes 694 amino acids. The record is from RefSeq and is a predicted model, not a curated record. Lineage: Eukaryota; Viridiplantae; Streptophyta; Magnoliopsida; Apiales; Apiaceae. Gene Ontology annotation, molecular function: secondary active sulfate transmembrane transporter activity. Gene Ontology annotation, cellular component: plasma membrane. The transcript is spliced from 17 exons. Gene Ontology annotation, biological process: transmembrane transport.